UUUAAUAGUGUACUCAAAAGUCCUAUAUAGUAGCUUUUACGCCCUGUAUCUCUCCCUACUCUCUCUCUCCUCUGUUCUCUGUCUCACUUUCUAUACCUCUCCUUCAUUUCUCUGCGACUAUCUCUCUCCCAAAAAUUUCAAAGAUCUGGAACUCGGAGAUGGUGCCUGAGACCGAAGUGAAGAACGAAGCAGAGUCUCCGACUUCCGUACUGGAGGACGAGGAAAUCUGUGAUGAGAAAGCUGGAGUCAAAUUGGAGGAGGAAAUACUCCUUGAUGCAAAAAAUGGAGAUUCUUCUCUUAUAUCAAAAGCCAUGGCUGAGGAAGAAGAGAAGUUGCUGGAAGCUCGGGUGAAGGAAGAAGAUGACAGAACAAAUGAGCCUGAGACACCACAAUUGAAUGACACCCAGUUCACCAAAUUGGAUGAGCUUCUAACACAAACCCAGCUUUAUUCAGAAUUUCUGCUGGAAAAGAUGGAUGAUAUCACAACUAAUGGAGCAGAUGAAUACAAUGAAACUGUUAAAGGAAAAAAGAAAGGUCGUGGUAUGAAAAGAAAAGCUGCUGCACAGUUCAACAAUAAAAAGGCCACGAGAGCUGUUGCAGCCAUGCUCACAAGAUUUAAAGAAGGAUCUGCCUCUGAAGAUAUGAACCUCACUGAGGAUGAGAGAGUUGCGAAAGAGCAAGCUGAACUGGUACCCCUAUUGACUGGUGGAAAGUUGAAGCCUUAUCAGCUUAAAGGUGUGAAGUGGUUGAUCUCUCUCUGGCAGAAUGGAUUGAAUGGCAUCCUUGCUGAUCAAAUGGGGCUUGGGAAGACAAUUCAAACAAUUGGCUUCCUUGCACAUUUAAAAGGGAAGGGGUUGGAUGGUCCCUAUUUGGUCAUUGCUCCACUGUCUACUCUCUCAAAUUGGGUUAAUGAGAUAUCAAGGUUUGCGCCAUCAGUGAAUUCAAUUAUCUACCAUGGUGAUAGGAAAGAAAGGGAUGAUUUAAGAAGGAAGCACAUGCCAAGAACAAUAAGUUCCAAAUUCCCCAUUGUGGUUACUUCUUAUGAGGUUGCACUAAAUGAUGCGAGAAAACACUUGAGGCAUUACAAUUGGAAAUACAUGGUGGUGGAUGAGGGGCACAGGUUGAAAAACUCCAAAUGCAAAUUGCUGAAGGAAUUGAAGUGGUUACCUGUUGAAAAUAAGCUUCUAUUAACUGGCACUCCUCUGCAGAAUAACUUGGCAGAACUUUGGUCAUUGUUGAACUUCAUUUUGCCUGAUAUAUUCUCAUCCCAUGAAGAAUUUGAGUCUUGGUUUGAUCUUUCGGGCAAGUGCACCAAUGAAGCGAUGAAGGAAGAAAUGGAAGAGAAGAGAAAGGCCCAAGUGGUUGCAAAACUUCAUUCCAUCUUGCGUCCCUUCCUCCUCCGCAGGAUGAAAUCAGACGUUGAGCAGAUGCUCCCUCGAAAAAAGGAGAUCAUCUUAUAUGCUAGCAUGACUGAGCAUCAAAGGAACUUCCAGGAUCAUCUUGUUAAUAAAACACUUGAAAAUUAUUUGCGAGACAAGGUGGACACUGGACGUGGCAUGAAAGGGAAGCUUAAUAAUCUAAUGGUUCAACUUCGGAAGAACUGCAACCAUCCUGAUCUCUUAGAGUCUGCCUUUGAUGGGUCUUAUUUCUAUCCACCAGUAGAACAGAUAGUUGAGCAGUGCGGCAAAUUUCUGUUGCUGGACAGAUUACUAGCAAAGCUAUUUGCUCUCAAGCACAAAGUUCUGAUCUUCUCUCAGUGGACUAAGAUUUUGGAUAUCAUGCAUUACUAUUUUAGUGAAAAGGGAUUUGAAGUUUGUAGAAUUGAUGGCAGUGUGAAAUUGGAUGAAAGAAAAAGACAGAUCCAGGAGUUCAAUGAUGAGGGGAGUAAUUACAGAGUAUUUAUUCUCAGCACUAGGGCUGGCGGGCUGGGUAUCAAUCUUACUGCAGCUGAUACCUGCAUUUUAUAUGACAGUGACUGGAAUCCUCAAAUGGACUUACAAGCAAUGGAUCGGUGUCACAGAAUAGGUCAGACAAAGCCUGUUCAUGUUUAUAGAUUGUCAACAGCUCAGUCUGUUGAGGGUCGAAUUUUGAAAAGAGCUUUCAGUAAGUUGAAGCUUGAGCAUGUGGUGAUUGGGAAAGGGCAAUUUCAGCAAGAAAGGAUCAUGCCUAGUGGGAUAGAUGGCAUGGAGGAAGAGGAGCUGCUGGCUUUGCUCCGUGAUGAAGAAGAUGCAGAAGACAAGAUGAUACAGACAGAUGUCAGUGAUGAAGAUUUGGAAAGGAUCUUAGACCGCAGUGAUCUGAUUGCUGGUCCAUUAGCUGAAGAUGGGAAGCCUGACUUUGCUGUCAGUUUGCUUCCUCUGAAAGGACCUGGCUGGGAGGUUGUGUUACCAACUGCAACUGGUGGCAUGCUCUCCACCCUUAACAGCUAAUCAUCAGUUUAAUAUUCAUGGGAUUUCUUUUGGAGUAAAGUUACAGGUUUGGAGGAUGCUCAAUGUUCAAGAACUAAAAAAAUGCUCAAUGGGAAGGCUUUCUUUAUUUUUGUAAAUGGAUGGAAUGAACCAGCAUUCUAUGGAAAGGGAGCUGUAUUUUUGUUGGAAGUGUAUUAAUGUAGAAAUCCUGUGUCUUGGAUAGGACUAGUUGAAAUUAAGUAGUACAAGAUGGGCAUAGACAUUGCUCUAUGAAGUUGCAACACCUUUUGUGAUUUGAAUCUGUUUGCAAUUUUAAGGGCACAGUGCAUUUGAUUAUUAUCUUGUCUGUGUUUGAACUAAUUAUGCUGAUUGCGCAAGCUUCUAGUAUUAGCAGGAUUUGUGUA
Messenger RNA from Camellia sinensis, 2812 nucleotides. It is a transcript of the gene CHR1, whose product is annotated as chromatin remodeling 1. The record is from RefSeq and is a predicted model, not a curated record. Gene Ontology annotation, molecular function: ATP binding. Lineage: Eukaryota; Viridiplantae; Streptophyta; Magnoliopsida; Ericales; Theaceae.